Messenger RNA from Aspergillus niger, 1836 nucleotides. RefSeq lists its product as uncharacterized. Gene Ontology annotation, molecular function: zinc ion binding; glutamate-tRNA ligase activity; ATP binding. The transcript is spliced from 7 exons. The record is from RefSeq and is a predicted model, not a curated record. NCBI's taxonomy places the organism in Eukaryota, Fungi, Ascomycota, Eurotiomycetes, Eurotiales, Aspergillaceae. Bases 1 to 1836 code for a protein of 611 amino acids. Gene Ontology annotation, biological process: glutamyl-tRNA aminoacylation.
AUGCUCAGGCGCCCAACAGCCCCCACCAUCUGGGCCCGUCGUCCCUGGGUCUGCACCCAAUGUCAAGCCCGGUAUUCCUCCGUCGCGCCGGGCUCGAAUCUCCGCGCUGGCAAUAACAACAAUACCAUCAACAAAAAAACUAAAUUGCCUGACUCGCCGGCGAGGACUCGAUUCGCACCGUCUCCGACCGGCUACCUUCAUUUGGGAUCUCUGCGGACGGCUUUGUUCAAUUACCUUUUGGCGAAGCGCACGGGAGGACAGUUCUUGCUGCGCAUUGAGGAUACGGAUCAGAAACGUACAAUUCCGGAUGCUGAGCAGAGGCUUUAUGAUGAUCUUCGGUGGGCUGGAUUGCACUGGGAUGAAGGUCCGGUUGUCGGUGGUCCGUACGGUCCUUACAGACAGUCCGAACGAACCGCCAUCUACCGCUCCCACGCGCAGGAGCUGAUCGAGAACGGCCACGCCUACCGCUGCUUCUGCUCCGCCGAUCGAUUGGACGCUUUCGCCAGACAUCGCAGCCAAGCUGGACUGCCGGCCGGUUACGAUAGGAAAUGCGGGGAGGUCUCUGCGGAGGAGUCGGAAGAGAGGGCGGCCAAGGGUGAAGCGCAUGUCGUUCGACUGAAGGUGGAAGGAUACCCUAUGUUCAACGAUCUGGUGUACGGCAAGACGGGCCAGAACCGCUCGCCGAACAAGUUGGAUUUGAUCGAGCGUGUCUAUGACGAUCCCAUUCUGAUCAAGUCCGACGGACACCCGACCUAUCAUCUGGCGAACGUGGUGGAUGAUCAUCUCAUGAAGAUCACCCAUGUCAUUCGAGGAACGGAAUGGAUGCCCUCGACCCCCAUGCACGUCGCGCUUUACAACGCCUUCAAGUGGACGCCUCCGCAGUUCGGCCACGUACCUCUCCUCGUGGACAAGUCGGGACAGAAGCUCAGCAAACGCAAUGCGGAUAUCGACCUCAGCUUCUUCAAGGACACCCAAGGCGUUUUUGCUGCAACCCUCGUGAACUUUGCCGCUCUCCUGGGCUGGUCGCACACCCAGAAGUCGGAUAUCUUCAACCUUGAAGAGCUGGAGCAACUCUUCAACCUCAAAAUCACCCGCGGCAACACCGUCGUGGCCUUCGAAAAGCUUUGGUUCCUCCAGAAAGCGCACGCCCAACGCUUCGCCUCCACCGACGGGCCCGAAUUCACCGAGAUGGUGACCAAGGUAUCCGAAGAAGUCGAGAAGACCUACCCAGCCGCGCAACUCAACCCCCUCCUCCAAUCCCGUUCCCUACAAACAUACAUCGCCCCCCUCCUCCGCGCCGACGCCAAAUCCUACACCAACGCCGCAGACUUCACAACCCGCAACUCGACCUUCUUCACCCAAUCCCUCAACCGAUCCCCUUACACCCCCUCAUCUACGACCAACACAAUCCCUUUGACAUCCCUCCACACCGCAAGCCUAGCACUCACCCUCGUCCCCCCGGCACACUGGACCCUCGAAACCCACCGCGCAAACAUAACCGCCUACGACGGCACCACCCCCGACGACUCCUCUCCCACUGACACCCUCACGCCCGAAGAAUCCACCAAAGCGCAGAAGGCAGCUGACAAAGCCUUCAAGAAGGAACUAUACCACUACCUCCGCUGGGCAUUGUCGGCUGGUGCACCGGGUCCUGGUAUCCCAGAGACCAUGGCUAUUUUGGGUAGAGAGGAGACGGUGAGGAGAGUACAGGAGGCGAAGGAGUUGACGGCGCAUUUGGUGCCGGGGCCGACGAGACGGGUUAAGCAGGGAGUGGAGAGUUUGGGUGAGGAUCGGUCUUGGAUGGGGUCGUUGGCUCCUUCUUCUGGGUCUUCUUAG